CGCUUCCAGCGAUGCUGCUGGGAUGAUCAUGAGGAUGGGAACAGGAAGUUCACGUCACUGACAGAAAUGGGACCAAAGGAAGAAAACACCACGAUGAUGAGGAGGAGAACGUCAAAGCAGCUUGUUUAAAGAAGGAAAAACCACCGAAGUGCAUCCAGCUUUAAGCGAGGAGAAACAAUGAGCUGCCAUGUCGGAGCUGGAUCUGAGGCAUCAGGAAGGGUAACGGCGUGUUGCUAAAUGGAGUCGGAGCAGCUCUACCACAGAGGCUACUGCAGGAACAGCUACAACAGCAUCGCCAGCGCCAGCAGUGACGAGGAGCUGCUGGAUGGAGCUGGCAUCGUCAUGGACUUCCACACCACUGAGGAUGACAACCUGCUGGAUGGGGACGCUGCCUCCCCAGGCUCUAACUACGCCAUGUCUAAUGGGGGUGGAGCAGCCAGUAGUAGCACCCAUCUGUUGGACUUCCUGGAGGAACCCAUUCCAGGAGUCGGGACGUACGAUGACUUCCACACCAUCGACUGGGUUCGCGAGAAGUGCAAAGAUCGCGAGAGACACAGAAAGAUCAACAGCAAGAAGAAAGAGUCGGCAUGGGAGUUCACCAAGAGCCUGUACGACGCUUGGUCUGGGUGGCUGGUUGUGACGCUCACCGGCUUAGCAUCAGGUGCUUUGGCUGGCCUGAUUGACAUUGCUGCUGAUUGGAUGAAUGACCUGAAGGAGGGGGUUUGCCUGAGCGCCAUGUGGUUCAACCACGAGCAGUGCUGCUGGACAUCCAAUGAGACCACCUUCGAUGAGCGGGACAAGUGUACUCAGUGGAAGAGCUGGGCUGAGCUAAUAUUGGGGCAGGCCGAGGGCCCCGGCUCUUACAUCAUGAACUACUUCAUGUAUAUCUACUGGGCUCUGUCCUUUGCCUUCCUGGCCGUCUGUCUGGUCAAGGUUUUCGCUCCAUAUGCCUGCGGCUCAGGAAUCCCUGAGAUCAAGACAAUCUUGAGUGGGUUCAUCAUCCGGGGCUACUUGGGUAAGUGGACCCUGAUGAUUAAGACCAUCACUCUGGUGCUGGCUGUGGCGUCUGGGCUCAGCCUGGGGAAGGAGGGCCCCCUGGUCCACGUGGCCUGCUGCUGUGGAAACAUCUUCUCCUACCUCUUCCCAAAGUACAGCAAGAACGAGGCCAAGAAGCGAGAGGUUUUAUCGGCUGCAUCCGCUGCUGGGGUCUCUGUAGCUUUCGGCGCACCGAUAGGAGGAGUUCUCUUCAGCUUGGAAGAGGUGAGCUACUACUUCCCUCUAAAGACUCUGUGGCGCUCCUUCUUCGCCGCCCUGGUGGCGGCCUUCGUGCUGCGCUCCAUCAACCCCUUUGGUAACAGCCGGCUGGUACUGUUCUACGUGGAGUAUCACACUCCCUGGUACCUGUUUGAGCUCAUCCCCUUCAUCCUUCUGGGUGUGUUCGGGGGGCUCUGGGGUGCCUUCUUCAUCCGAACAAACAUCGCCUGGUGCAGGAGACGCAAGUCCACACGCUUUGGGAAGUACCCGGUGUUGGAGGUGAUCCUAGUCGCCACCAUAACAGCAGUGGUUGCUUUUCCAAACCCCUACACCCGUCAGAACACUAGCGAGCUGAUCAAAGAGCUGUUCACAGACUGCGGCCCGCUGGAAACCUCCGCACUCUGCAAGUACCGCAGCGAGAUGAACGGCAGCACCGCUUACACGGACAACCCCAACCAGCCGGCGGGACCAGGCGUCUACUCGGCCAUGUGGCAGCUCUGCCUGGCUCUCAUCUUUAAAAUCAUCAUGACUAUAUUCACUUUUGGACUAAAGGUACCAUCAGGCUUGUUCAUCCCCAGCAUGGCCAUUGGAGCAAUCGCGGGCCGAAUUGUCGGCAUCGCCAUGGAGCAGCUCGCCUACUACCACCACGACUGGUUCUUGUUCAAAGAGUGGUGCGAGGUUGGAGCGGACUGCAUCACCCCAGGCCUCUACGCCAUGGUGGGGGCCGCAGCGUGUUUGGGCGGAGUGACACGUAUGACCGUAUCACUAGUGGUCAUUGUGUUCGAACUGACAGGCGGGCUGGAAUACAUCGUCCCCCUGAUGGCCGCCAUCAUGACCAGCAAAUGGGUGGGUGAUGCGUUCGGCCGCGAGGGAAUCUACGAGGCCCACAUCCGUCUGAACGGAUACCCCUUCCUGGACGCCAAAGAGGAGUUCACACACACCACGCUGGCCAGAGACGUGAUGAGGCCCCGGAGCAGCGACCCUCCACUGGCGGUGCUGACGCAGGACGACCUGACAGUCGAGGAGCUGCAGGGUAUCAUCAAUGAAACCAGUUAUAAUGGUUUUCCAGUGAUCGUGUCUAAGGAGUCGCAGAGACUGGUGGGCUUCGCUCUGCGUAGGGACAUAACUAUUGCUAUAGAAAAUGCUCGCCGCAGGCAGGAGGGCAUCAUGUUGAACUCCAGGGUGUACUUCACCCAGCACGCACCCACCCUGCCGGCCGACAGCCCCCGGCCCCUCAAACUGCGCUCCAUCCUGGACAUGAGCCCCUUCACGGUCACGGACCACACCCCCAUGGAGAUCGUAGUGGACAUUUUCAGAAAGCUGGGGCUGCGACAGUGUCUGGUCACUCACAACGGGAAUGUGUUGGGCAUCAUCACAAAGAAGAAUAUAUUAGAGCAUCUGGAGGAGCUCAAGCAACACACGGAGCCCCUGGCGGCUUCUUGGUAUCGUCACAAAAAAAGAUAUCCUUCGUCACAUGGCUCAAAUGGCAAACCAAGAUCCAGAGUCCAUCAUGUUCAACUGAUCCGCUCCUUCCAAGACGGCUGGGGGGGAGGAGGAGGAUGUAAUGAGGAGGGGGAGCAGGAGGAGGAAGAUGAGGAGGUGUGCCUCCUGAAGGGCACCGAUCUCUGACAUCCGGACCCUGUUUCUGUUUAGUUUCUUUUUCAUUUGGCGUUUAACUCUGCAGGCCCCGAGCCUCUGAAAGACUGGCUGUGGGCGAAGAACGACGAUGAGGACGCUGAUAUUGUCGUUUGGCUGCUGAGGACUCUGAAAAAAACGUUACUAUUGAAGGCAUUUGUUGUUUGUUUUUUAAACAAAACAGUUUUGCACUCACAGACACCUCAGACAUGCAUGCUGACUCCUAACACACACGCUCCAGAAACCCAGUAACGUACACCUGUUUGCACUCUUGUUGUGCCUGCCCUGCUGUCCUGUUAAAGCUCACGCCGCGGAGGGCGUGGUCAUCAUCAGACUGGGGUCAGGAUGAAGCGCAGACGAGGGAUGCGAUGAUGGGACCUCCAGGCUCCUGUGCUCCCCCUCCCCUCCAUGGAACAAACCAUCCGUCCUUCAAGAAAAACCACUUUGUUUACCUGUGAAGUAUGAGUGAGUGUGUCUGCAGCGCCCCCACAUUCCAGCCAGGCUCUGACGGGAACUGCACCUCAUCUUCACUCUGGUCUCCCUGUGUGCAAUGAGUAAAAAACAGAGGGAGGGGCUCAGAUGGAGUUAAUUAGUACAAUAUUUCAAGAACAAACAUUAAGAAUGAAAAGAUUAUUUCAUUUUUUAUUUGAGCUAAUCGUUUGAGUGCAAAUUUAGUCCAUUUAUAAUAAGGCAGGUGAAGCGUGUGUUUAGAAGUUAAAAAUGAAAAGCUGUGAGUUUAAAUCCACACUACAGAUUUAUGAAGUCACCUCUUUUGUCUAAGAAGGAACAUUUAAAAAACCUGAUCUGAAAAUAACCAAUCACUGCUUGAAGCGUAAAGGUGGGCAGCAUUGAUUGGUAGAUUUUUUUCCUUUCAAUAAAACGGGUCAGAAACUUCAAAAUACAAAAAGCAUUUCAAUAAAUUGGAAUAACACGCAGUUUGGACUAUUAUGGCUUACAGCUAAUAGAUAACAGAGAGGAAAGUGAUCAGUACUUCUCUAAAAUAACAUGUUAAUAUCCAAAGCAAAAUAAUAAAAGUUAACAGAAACUUGAAAUUGAUCCUUUUGAGUGAGUUUUUGCAUUAAUGAAAUAAAGGAUCACUCUCUUAAUCACUAAACCGAUCUCUAGCUUGUGUUAUGUAAUAAAUAAUUAACCCAAUUGUCAGUGAGGCAACAAGAAGCUAAUUUAAGAAGAAAAGUAAAUUCUCUAAAGUCUGCUGCUGGUCUUAUUAGUGGAACUUAAAAGAAAUCGGAGCCAGACGAGGCUGAAUGACUGAAAACAGGAUCUAACUGAAGGCUGCUUUUAAUUCAGCUCUGCUAAAUCUGAACGCACGUCCUUUGUGCUUCUCUGUUCGCCACGUCUUUCCUCAGACGUCUCACAUUUCAGUUGGAAAUUAGAAGAGGAGGCGGGUUAGAUGAGGAAGUGGACGAGCGAUUGGACAUUACCUGUAGAGUGAUUGGUGUGUGUGUGUGUGUGUGUGUGAGCUGUGGCUCAGCAGGGAGCAGAGCAUCAUCUCUAUCAACCUGUGUUGUUGCCUAACGUCGUAUUUCAUACCGAACCCGAUGUUUUUCUCCUUUAUUUUAUAAUUUAUGAGUAGUGUCAAUACAAUUGUGAUUAUUAUCCUGAAAAAUUUUAUGUAUGAUUACGUUGUUUGAUUGUACAUUAAGAACAGAGACUAUGUAAAGAAAAAUAAUGUUUUAAAUUAAAAGGAGAAACUAUUGAAGUUGCA
This is a messenger RNA of Cyprinodon tularosa, 4615 nucleotides long. It is a transcript of the gene clcn3, whose product is annotated as chloride channel 3. Lineage: Eukaryota; Metazoa; Chordata; Actinopteri; Cyprinodontiformes; Cyprinodontidae. Gene Ontology annotation, cellular component: membrane; Golgi apparatus; early endosome. The transcript is spliced from 15 exons. Gene Ontology annotation, molecular function: voltage-gated chloride channel activity. The record is from RefSeq and is a predicted model, not a curated record. Bases 238 to 2883 code for a protein of 881 amino acids. Gene Ontology annotation, biological process: chloride transport; transmembrane transport.